AUGUCGGAUUCCAAUUCUUUAAUAGUUACAAUCGCAGCUAUUGUUGGCCUUGGUCCGUACACCCAUGAUAGAAAACUCUUAAAGAAAGAAAACAAAAGUGUGGUUGAUGCUUUGGCUUCGACACAGGAUGACGUAUUUAAGUAUAUAAAAAACAAAUCUUUAUCUGAAAUAAUGGUGAAAGCUUCUGACGACAAUCUUGAACCUGUCCCUUAUCAGCUUUUUAAGGAUUGGAACAAGGAUGAAAGUUUUAUUUGUGUGAAGGCGAUGAGCACUUUCUUGGAAAGGCUUGACGAUAUAAAAAAGGGAAAAGUCAAAAAAUGUUAUGAAAAGGCCGAACCAGAAAUUCCUUCAAAAAAAGCUUCUACCAAUGCUGUUGCUCCAACUUUUCCAAAGAAGAGUGGAAAGAAGAUACCAAAUACAAGUUUACUAGCGAAAUUGCUCGAGUCCAAGAUCUGA
Molecule: messenger RNA, 456 nt
Organism: Funneliformis mosseae
Lineage: Eukaryota; Fungi; Glomeromycota; Glomeromycetes; Glomerales; Glomeraceae
Source: the annotation of a GenBank genome assembly